AUCUUUCUGUGUGUGUGUCUCGUAGGCCCGUCUGCCUGUCUCCUUGUCUCCCUCCAUUUCGCAUGUAGAUUGUCCACACAGCACACAUGGCCUGAGCAAAAGAGAAGGCCACACUUCAUAAUCCCUUCUCAGCGACCCCCCUUCUCACUCCUUCGUACUUUGUUCCCGUGUCACGACUCCUUAAGACCCGUCAAUGUAGCCGCCCCCACCACAGCAAGGGAACAGCCUUCGGCACAUGUCCCCAUACCACGUCCUGGGGAUGUCGAAUGGGCUGACUUCACGCGCCGGCAAGCGCAUGACGGCCGCCCGUAAGUCCCGCUCGAAGUGGCCGCAACUGCGAGAAGAAGAGAAAUCCAUACAGAGAGAGAGAUGAGCAUGUGCCAUGUGUUCGCCUGCUUACUUGUCGUGAAACAUGUGGAAUUUGAUGUCAAUGUGGGCCAAAAGGGCGUCUUUUAGGCGCCCCGCCGCUCCGCGUGGGCAGAGGCGCUGGAAGAACUUGUGUUCUUCCAGCGGCGGGAGGCCUCCCAGAGGGCUGGCACCCCAGGAAUAUACCCGAUAGCCAUCAGGCAACCCCUGAUGAGAGCAAACCAGCAAUGGAACACACUUCUGUCUUCUCACUCUCAAGCUUCUCCUGAUACCCAUCUGGUCUUGUCGACGAAAAGAACUCGCCGCCUACACAGCACAUAUAGGAGAGAUAAAAUGCAUCGAGAGUGAUGGCUGAUUGGUAUUCUACCUCCAUCGGCCGCAAACAUACCUUUGUCCAUAUUCGCAAAGUAGCAGCCGAUGUGCUCCCCCUGGAUCGUGCUGCCCAGCACAAUCGUCCCAAAAAGGAGUCGGUCGUCCUUCUCCCAGAGAUAGUUGAUGUGUUCCACAAACGAAUUCAACUCUGAAUCAAUACACACACAUGGGGGCAGACAAGAGCACGGAGCGAGGGCGUCUAUUCCUCCUCACCAAUGCGCACCUCCCCUUCCUCGCAGGAUGGGUCCCCCGGCACGACCUUGAGCGGCGGGGCGAGGUGCUUCUGAGGCCUCUGGCCUCCCGCAGUUGGCUGCGGAGCCACCGGUUGCUGCGAUGGCUGCAGUGGGGGAACUCGAUGCAGCCCUCCUGUGUUGGCCGAAAAAAGGGGAAGGCCACGCUGAGGCACAGUAGGGGGCGGCUGCAGCGGCACAUACCGCUGGAAGAGCUGAGGGGGACACGGGGGAGGGUGCACGCCUACAAACACCAACACAAACACCAAAGACAUCAAUUGUCAAGCGACGGGAUGCCUUCCUUCGUGUGCCCCUCACCGCCGGUGGCUGGCGAGGCCGUCGGGAUGGCUGAAUGAGCUUGAUACAUGCUCGUGUGUAGCUGCACAAAGCGUUGGGGUGGUUUCCGAAGAGAAGGUGGCCCCAAUUUGGAAGUCUCGACGGGGACAAGUGGAUCGGCAAUCGGGCGGGCAUCCGAGUCGCUGAGAGGUCAUCGGCUGCCGUGUAGCCCUCUUCGUCGCAUAAUCAAUCUGAGAUGCUGAUGGCCAUUGACUGUGGUCCUCGGCGCACCUGAUGCAACAACCAUCGAUCGCAUCGACAUCAGCUGAGGGUCGGUUCGGAGGGAGUGUGAUGCUGCAUGGCUGUACUGUAUGUUCACUCUCGCGCUGUGCUGCUGUGUGCCUGCAGAAUCACUCAUCACGGCGCGUCACGACUGGUGUGGCGGCUGCUGGUAUGUA
Messenger RNA from Vitrella brassicaformis, 1702 nucleotides. The record is from the annotation of a GenBank genome assembly. NCBI's taxonomy places the organism in Eukaryota, Vitrellaceae.